Messenger RNA from Mycena citricolor, 607 nucleotides. NCBI's taxonomy places the organism in Eukaryota, Fungi, Basidiomycota, Agaricomycetes, Agaricales, Mycenaceae. The record is from the annotation of a GenBank genome assembly.
CUCACUCCCGACAUACGUUCACUACCUCCUCUUUCUGCCUGUUCGCAAGCACGAGAAGCCCGGGGUAUCUUGUCUCCUUCUGGAUCAUAAGAGACGAGGGCGCGUACCACCUGGCUGGCGCCGGAUGUGUUGUCACUUACUGCGGAUAUGCUACCCGGAAGCUCGGAUGGGUUUCAUGCGUUGAUGGCCGAAGCUGGAAAAGCACUGUUCUUCCGCACUCAGCGCUACUGGUGCUCGCGCAUUCUCAGAUUGAAGAAGGGACUAAGGCAAUCCGGUGCUGCCUACGGGCGUUCAAGUGCUUCUGGUGCGGCCCGUGAAACCCCACCGGUGUCGACGAAUGAUGCAAAAUCCUCUUCCGACAGUUCAGAAUGUGGACAAUGGAAGCCCGCAGGACUUCCGCUUGAUUGUAGGGCUGACUCUCGUUUCAUCUUGGGGGAUUCGCUUCUGGGCAUCACGGGUUCCUCUCUUCCGUGUACCUUGCCGCCUGUGGAGGUCGCCCACUCGGACGUAAAGAUGAUGCUGCGUCUAGAUAUGGGCACGCACAUACGGCAUCAUCUUCAAGACAAUCUUGCCUUGAUCAAGUUCCCGAUGACCAUCGCUUGCCAGC